This is a messenger RNA of Ceraceosorus bombacis, 3176 nucleotides long. NCBI's taxonomy places the organism in Eukaryota, Fungi, Basidiomycota, Exobasidiomycetes, Ceraceosorales, Ceraceosoraceae. The record is from the annotation of a GenBank genome assembly.
AUGCUAUCUUCAAGCCAAUAUGCGGGGCCUCUGACGGCUCUUUUUGCACCGAAAGCGCCUGCUGGAGCGCAUUCAGGAGGUGGGAGCAGGACGGAAAGGGAGGACCGGCCCUCCACCGGGCUCGCUGCUCUACUUGCUGCCUCAGCGAGCAGCGCCACCCGGACCGACAAGUCAGCAAGUGCUGGUACACGCUCCCUGCCUUUCCACUCUUCUGCUCCACCACUUCCCAAAGAUUGGGCGCCAGUCGAGCGUACGGCCCUGUUACGUAGCAUCCGUCAACUUUUAGGACCAGACAAUGACAAGCAAGACAUGAACACGCGGUCGUUUGGCAGUCUGUACGACGCAUGCCGCACUCUCAUCGUGCACGCUGAUGCGGGCCAAGAUAUCUUCGAUGGGCUGAAGGGCGCUCUACAGCGUGCUGUGGGAGCAAGGGCAUCCUCGCUCAGAGCAGCGAGCUCCGAUCCCAAGCCUGAAGCUGCUUUCGCUUGGCUCGACAGCCUCGCAGCAACUUGGCAGGAUUGGUGCGACAGGAUCGUGAGUUUGGUAAGAACGACCUUGAAGCAUAUCUAAAGUUCUCGGACCUGACUUCGCUGCUCACGACUCUCAUGCUCUCCCCAGGAGCUCGUCAGGAGCGUACUGUCACCGCUGGACCAGAAUUAUCUUUUGCCACGCAAGCCAAGCGGUGUCGAACCCAUCCGGUUGGUGGCCACGUGUUGUGCUGCGUGCGGUGGAGAACAAGCAGAGCUGACUUAUUCGCGUCAUGGUUGCUUUCUCCGACAGUGACCUCGCCAUGAGAACCUUCAAGGAGAGCAUCGUUGAGGAUGCUGAGCUCCAGCAGAGGCUUUUGACCGCGGUCACACUAGCGAUCAAUACGGAAAGGUGAGGACGAGUGUUACUCCUGCCUUGCUGCUCAGCACCUGAUUCACUUGUGAGGCACGACUCCUGGCAGGCAAACGGAUACCGCGAAUCACCGCGAUCGUCACGCCGCUGUUCUCGAAAUGCUUCUGCGCCUGGACUCCUACUCACCUCUCGAGGCUGCGAUUCACGAGUCGACUAGCGAGUUCUACCAGAAGGAAGCCUCUGCUCUGACCGAAUCACUCGAUGUCGCAAAGUACUUGGGCUACGUCUCACAACGACUCUCACAGGAGGAAGAGCGGGCCAAUGCGUUGCUGCACGGCUCAGCAGGACAAGUAAAGAACGUCUCCGUUGUCCUUGCGCGUCUCGUCAGUGAUCACAGCCUCUUGCUAGUCGCUGGCUUUCCGGCAUUAUUGCAGGCCAACGACGUCGCUUCCCUUGCGCGCCUCUACGCUUUGCUGUCUCGCGUUUCCGGUCUUGCAGACCUCAAGACUGCGUGGGCAACAGAGCUGCGCGCGAGUGGCCAAUCCAUGGUGCUCGACAGCAGCAUCGACGAUACACUCAUUGAGCGCAUCCUUCAGUACAAAGCAAGGACGGACAACAUCGUGAAAGAAGCUUUCGGCGCGGACUCCGAGUUUACUCACAGGCAGCAGGAAGCGUUCGAAAGCUUCAUCAACGCACGCGGCAACCGCGUAGCCGAGCUGAUAGGUGCGGCUCCAAGAAGCGUCUUGCUCUUGAUUCUCAGAGUGCUGAUGCAAACUUCCCGGCUAUCCUUACGUCCCAUUUUUCUGCAGCCAAAUUCCUUGACGUCAAGCUCAAACAAGGCAACAAGACCAUGACAGAUGCAGAGCUGGAAGAGGCGCUCGACGAUGCUCUGGUCUUGUUUAGAUACACCCACGACAAAGACAUGUUCGAGGAAUUUUACAAGCGCUCGUUCGCCAAACGACUCCUCCUGAACAGAUCAGCCUCUAGCGACGCAGAGCAGAGCAUGCUUCUCAAGCUCAAAGACGAGUGUGGCGCAGCGUUCACCAACAAGUUGGAGACCAUGCUCAAGGUGCGUCUUUGCCUCAAGACUGAAGCGCAGACAACGUGCUUACUGUUCUUGCUCAACGAAGCAGGACAUCACCUUGUCAGAGGACAUCAUGAAAGGCUAUGAGAUGGGAGAGGCACGAGCGAAGGCGGACGGCCGAGAAGUCAGCUUUGACUUCUCAGCCCAUGUCCUGACCCAGGCACACUGGCCUACGUACCCGCAAAGCGAGCUGAUCAUUCCAAGUGACGUGAGUAUUGUUACGCUCGAUGUAGCUUCUGUGCCUUUUCCCAGUGCUGACCAGAUCAACGACUCGAGCCGUUGCAGAUGGCUGCGGUACUCGAGCGCUUCAAAGCUUACUAUCAGUCACGUAACUCGGGUCGCCGGCUGACUUGGGCUCACUCCCUCGGCACCUGCGCCCUCAAAGCGAACCUCCCGCGAGCUGGAGAAAAGGAAUUGCACGUCUCCACUUACCAGAGUCUCGUCAUGCUUCUUUUUAAUGAUGAGGAGCGCUUACGCUACGAGCAGAUCAAAGAGCGCGUCGGUCUGGAUGACAAGGAGCUGAGAAGGACCUUGCAAGUGAGUUCGCCGAGACGGCCGCCCCUGCUCCUCGACGUAGCCUGCAUUUCCUAGAUGCCCAUUCCUUGCCACGUUUGCGCAGUCGCUGGCCUGUGGUCAGAUCCCCACACGUGUCUUGCGCAAAGAUCCGCAAGGCAAAGAUGUCAAUGAUGGCGACUGCUUUGUCGUCAAUCCGGCCUUGAAGAACGAGCGUCAACGCGUCCGCAUCAACCAAAUUCAAAUGGCCGACACCGUGAGUGGAAGGUCUUCUUCACCCUUGCACGCAUCAGCACCUUGACAUUUGUCUCGCUCCUUUCUUGACCCCCAAUUUCGACACCUCAGGUCGAGGAGCAGAGCUCGACUCGCGACCGCGUCAUGUUCGACCGCAACAUGAUCGUAGAUGCAGCCGUUGUGCGAAUUUUGAAAGCCAAAAAGCAGAUUCGGCAUGCGGAGCUCAUUACAGAAGUCGUGGAUGCCACAAAAUCGUGAGAGACUGCCGUGGACAUUCGCUCGAGCAGGAGGGCUGAUUGUCUUCGACUUCAAACGCAUCACAGCCGAUUCGCGCCUGACAUCCGUGAGAUCAAGAAUAGGAUUGAGACACUCAUUGACCGAGAAUACCUCGAGGUGGGUCAAUUCGCACCUCCGCCAACCGCAUAUAGGGCUUUCGCUGACUCCGCUCGCUUUGCGCGAACAGCGAGUGGAAGGCGAACGAGGACUAUAUCGCUAUGUCGCCUGA